Neltuma alba is the source of this 821-nucleotide messenger RNA. RefSeq names its product dynein light chain, cytoplasmic-like. The transcript has 2 exons. The coding region runs from base 52 to 486 and encodes 144 amino acids. The record is from RefSeq and is a predicted model, not a curated record. Gene Ontology annotation, biological process: microtubule-based process. Gene Ontology annotation, molecular function: dynein intermediate chain binding. Lineage: Eukaryota; Viridiplantae; Streptophyta; Magnoliopsida; Fabales; Fabaceae. Gene Ontology annotation, cellular component: cytoplasmic dynein complex.
UCUUGCUUCUCCCCCUCCCCCCCCUGUUUCUCUCUCUCUGCGCUUCUGGCUAUGGAGGAACCGAAGCUGACCCAAGAGCUCAGAGAGGAGAGGCUUGAGCAAAACAAGCUCAAGCAACGCGAGGCGAGCCAUGAAGUUCGACUGGCUGCACUAGCCAUCACCUUCAACGCACGGCUGAGAUCAUCGGACAUGCCCCUCAACAUGCAAGAGCAUGCUCUGCGAUACACCAGAUCACUCGUCGGCGAUCCAUCUCCUUCCUCCUCGAAGCCCCGUCACAACCCGACCCACUUAGCUCGAGCUCUCAAAAAGGAGUUUGACUCGGUGUAUGGACCGGCGUGGCACUGUGUGAUAGGGAAGAGUUUCGGGUCGUUCGUGACUCACACGGCGGGUGGAUUCGUUUACUUCUCCAUUGACUCGCUUUUCGUCCUUCUCUUCAAAACGGAGGUCCACUUGGUUACGCAACCACCACCCAUUUUGUCUAAAUGAUCUUAUUGGCUUUUCUUAAUUGUAAAGCUUUGUCUUUUUUUUGAACGAGUGCACUAUGAAUUUCGUAAGUCUUAAUACUUUAGUUAUAGUGAAGUGUUAUGCACAGAGAGAUUGUCGCGUAGAGAGAAAAUUGGGCUGAUGACAGAAGACAGAUUAUCUGGGUGAGAAAAAAUAGGUUCUUGGAGUUUUGUAUUACAAUUAACGAAACUUUCAAAUGAACAUGGCAUUGUCUAAGCAUUGCAAACCUUGAAUUUGACACUCCAACAAUAUUGUUGGAAACUGGUGAUUCAUGAAAAGGAAUAAAAAUGAAAACUUGCUUUAGCUAUGCAAAGACA